AUAUUUGGUCACACCGUUGCCGACAGCUAAUAUAUAGUGUAGUGUAUUUUAUAAGUGCAAAGACGAUAGACCGACAGUUUUGUACACUCCAAAAUGUUAUUUAAAUCAAUUAUACCGCUGGCCAUUUGUGCGCUCAGCCUUAGACCCUUUUUGGCAGUCGCAUCUACUGACGAACCAGCAAAGCCGGCCGAUGACAAGCAAUUUGCCGUUGAGCUCAAUCCGGAAACAUUUGACGAGGCCAUCGAAGCCGGCAAUGUCUUUGUUAAGUUUUUUGCGCCAUGGUGUGGCCACUGCAAGCGCCUGCAUCCGCUGUGGGAGCAGCUGGCUGAAAUAAUGAACAUUGAUGAGCCAAAGGUGACCAUUGCCAAGGUGGACUGCACCAAGCAUCAGACGCUGUGCGCCGAUCAUCAGGUGACCGGCUAUCCGACGCUGCGCCUCUUCAAGCUGGGCGAGACGGAGUCUGUCAAGUUCAAGGGCACGCGCGAUCUGCCUGCCAUUACGGAUUUCAUUAACCAGGAGCUGAAUACACCGGCCGAGGAGGACUUGAAUGAGCAGCAGCUGCAGGAGGGCAGCGACAAGAAUCCCAAUUUGGGCAAGGUCGUUGACCUAACGGAAGAUACGUUCGCCAAGCACGUUUCUAGUGGCAAUCACUUUGUCAAGUUCUUUGCACCUUGGUGCAGUCACUGUCAGCGCCUGGCACCCACCUGGGAGGAGCUGGCCACUGCGCUGAUCAAGGAGCCGGAUGCAACGAUUUCCAAAAUCGAUUGCACACAAUAUCGCAGCAUCUGCCAGGACUUCGAGGUCAAGGGCUAUCCAACGCUGCUCUGGAUCGAGGAUGGCAAGAAGAUUGAAAAAUAUGCUGGUGCCCGUGACUUGGCCACGCUUAAGACCUAUGUGGAGAAAAUGAUCGGUGCUCCAAGCACAGGCAACAACGAUCUAGAUGAUGCCGCUAAAGAAGCGCAAGAUGAGGCUAAAAAGCAAACUGUGCAACAGCUAAAUGGCAUCGAGGAAUUCGAAAAGGCCAUCGCCGAUGGCAUUACAUUCGUCAAGUUCUAUGCGCCCUGGUGUGGACACUGUCAGAAGCUGCAGCCCACCUGGGAGCAGCUGGCCACAGAGACGCUAACCAGCGAGGCGGACAUUGUGAUCGCCAAGGUCGAUUGUACAUCGCCGGAAAACAAACAGAUAUGCAUCGACCAACAGGUCGAGGGCUAUCCGACUCUCUUCCUCUACAAGAAUGGCAAGCGCCAGAACGAGUACGAGGGCAGUCGCUCGCUGCCGGAACUGCAGUCGUACGUUAAGAAGUUCAUCGGCCACGACGAGCUCUGAGCUGUACAUCAAUGCCAACAUCAACAUCAACAGAAACAUCAGCAUCAUCAUCAACAUCAAAUGAUGAACAAAUCCACAUACGGAAUCAUAUGCGAAUGUCAUAAACGAAAGCGAAUGCAAUUGCAGCCUCUGUGAGGGACGUAUAGUCAUCCAAUUAGUAAAAAAGAAAGAAACUAAAUAAAUCAGAAAAUAUAAUUAUUCAAAACAAAAA
This is a messenger RNA of Drosophila hydei, 1537 nucleotides long. It is a transcript of the gene prtp, whose product is annotated as thioredoxin domain-containing protein 5 homolog. The record is from RefSeq and is a predicted model, not a curated record. Gene Ontology annotation, cellular component: endoplasmic reticulum. Gene Ontology annotation, biological process: protein folding. NCBI's taxonomy places the organism in Eukaryota, Metazoa, Arthropoda, Insecta, Diptera, Drosophilidae. The transcript has 3 exons. The coding region runs from base 94 to 1326 and encodes 410 amino acids. Gene Ontology annotation, molecular function: protein disulfide isomerase activity.